AUGAAAGCCAUGCAACAACAAUUUGAGCGGAUGAAUGUGGUAUUUGGAGAAAGUAGAGAUAUAGUGGAUCAACAUGAUACGAUGAUUGCAAACUCACAAAAGGGGCAACCUAGAGGAGUUCUUAAUGUUAGGAGGCAAUGUAGGUGUGACCCUGAAGUUGAGUUGGAUGAUGAGACUAAAUUGGGUAAUGAGAAUGAUGAUGAUCAAUUAUUGGAGAACGAAGUAGCUAGGAUGAGAAAUAGAGGAAAUAUGCAUAAAAGAAGGCCAGAAAAAGAUUAUAGAGACUUUAGUAGGGAUGGGGUUGAUUGGAAUUUGGAAACAAAAAAUCGCGCCGGCGAGUUGGAGGCUGCUGUUUCCGGGAACCCUUUUUCCUUUGCUUCUUCUGAAACUUCACAGUUUGUCAUGGAACGCAUUAUGUCUCAGUCUGAGGUAUCACCUCGCACUUCUGGAAGGCUAUCCCACAGCAGUGGACCUCUUAAUGGGUGUGGAUCUCUCACUGACAGCCCUCCUGUCUCACCCCCUGAAAUGGAUGAUCCCAAGUACUGUCGGCUGAACCCCAUAAAUAGCCAGUACCGUAGCUGUGCCGCUAGUGGUACCACUGUGGGUGCAGGUGGGAAGACAGUGGGAAGGUGGUUGAAAGACAGGAAAGAGAAAAAGAAAGAGGAGAAUAGAGCACAGAAUGCUCAGCUCCAUUCUGCCAUUUCUGUUGCCGGGGUUGCUGCUGCCAUUGCUGCCAUAGCUGCUGCCACUGCAGCAUCAUCUGGGGUUGGGAAGGAUGAGCAGAUGGCUAAAACUGACAUGGCCGUGGCAUCUGCCGCGACCUUGGUGGCGGCACAAUGUGUUGAAGCAGCCGAGUCAAUGGGAGCUGAACGCGAAUACUUGGCUUCAGUUAUUAGCUCGGCUGUCAAUGUUCGGUCAGCAGGCGAUAUCAUGACCUUAACAGCAGCUGCUGCUACUGCUCUGCGUGGUGCAGCCACAUUAAGGGCAAGGGCAUUGAAGGAAGUGUGGAAUAUUGCAGCUGUGAUCCCUGUUGAUAAAGGGAUGGGAGCUACUACAAGUGGAGAUGGGGGCAGUAAUGGAAGCUCAAACAGUAGUUUCAGUGGUGAGCUUGUUCCCGAAGAGAAUUUCCUCGGAAUUUGCAGUAGAGAAUUGCUGGCCAGAGGUUCUGAGCUCCUGAAACUAACUCGCAAUGGUGAUCUUCACUGGAAAAUCGUGUCCGUUUAUAUCAACAAAACAGGUCAGGUAAUGUUGAAGAUGAAGAGCAAACAUGUUGCUGGGACUGUCACUAAAAAGAAAAAGAAUGUAGUGCUGGAGGUAUUGAAGGACAUUCCAGCAUGGCCAGGCCGCCACUUGCUUGAGGGUGGUGAAGAUCGACGAUAUUUUGCAUUGAAGACCGUGGCACGAGGGAUUGUCGAAUUCGAGUGCAAAAAUCAGAGAGAAUACGAUAUUUGGACUCAAGGUGUUUCGAGGCUUCUUGCUAUUGCUGCAGAGAAAAACAACAGAUAUAGAACUUGAAAUUCCUCUACAGUUACGGUUAGAUUAUUAAUUGGCAAGUUUGACAAAAUAUCAGACAACAUUUAUAUUUGAAGCAUGGGGUGGAAUGGUUUGAUCUUGUGUUAAUGUAGAAAGGAAAAUUGAAGUAAAAGUUUAUCCAAAUGGGGUCCUCUUUGCUUUGGUGAAUGUAAUUUUGGGGUUGUGUUUUUUGUGAUUUUGAACUUGUUGAAAAGUAAAGUGAAGGAAAAGCAAGAAAACCAUGUGAACCCAAGUCUUUUGUCCUUUAUUUAUAUUGUGGGGCAAGAAAAGAAGGAUCUUGGACUAGGGUUUGGUCAAAAAGAAUGUACGAAUCCUAUUGGGAUGCUCUUUAUUCUAUAUUUUGCUUUUCUUGAAAUGCUGUUGGUUGGAUAUUAAUAGAUUAAGGUUCUAAUUUGGUGUAAAA
This is a messenger RNA of Olea europaea var. sylvestris, 1936 nucleotides long. RefSeq names its product VAN3-binding protein-like. The record is from RefSeq and is a predicted model, not a curated record. Gene Ontology annotation, biological process: auxin-activated signaling pathway; leaf vascular tissue pattern formation; phloem or xylem histogenesis. The coding region runs from base 1 to 1515 and encodes 504 amino acids. The transcript has 8 exons. NCBI's taxonomy places the organism in Eukaryota, Viridiplantae, Streptophyta, Magnoliopsida, Lamiales, Oleaceae.